AUGUCAUACCCUAAAGAAAUUAUUUUCCCGACAGCAAACAAACUAGUAGUCCGACGCUUACUUCUUCGCAAUGCUACCAGAAUGGAUUUUGCUGUAAAGCUGCGAACAAAUAGCGCGGCAUUGGUACCAGAACCAAGUCAAGGAUUUCUUCGUGCUGGGCAUACUCAGUCGGUUUUGCUGCGCUUUAAUAGCGCAAAAAAUGCAUCGGUAGUGUUAAACCAUCUUAACAACAGCAAUAAAGAUUCUACAAUUUUUCAGAAACAAACGUUGAAAAUUUAUUGCCGUACUGUCAAUAGAAAAACUGAAGCUGAUUGUCGCCGCUGGUUUCUGUCACCUACAGACGAAUCUAAGGAAUCACACAACCAACUUGCUCAAACACUGAAAAUCAAAACAAGCAAAGGCUUUACUCCUCUGGAGACGGUUCUGGAUCUUCCCUGUAUGGCUCUAAUAAUUCAAGCGCAACAAUAUCCCGUAUUGACGGUUGAUGAUUCUGACACUGUUACUGCACAUCAAAUUGAUAGCGAUACAAAUACAGCCUGCAUGAUAUCAGAAAGUGAACUACUGGAGAUGCUACCGCCUGACUGUACAAUAAGUACCGCGAAAGGAAUUGAAGAAGCAAGCUGGAAUAAUAACAGCUUUUGGUAUGUCACUUCACGACCAAUUUGUGGAGUGCUUGAAAAGUUCUUCGAUUCUAUCUUUCCACCCGAUGACCGGCAAGAAGCAAUCGCACCUUGUGGAGCUACUCGAUAA
Messenger RNA from Thelazia callipaeda (thelaziosis nematode), 750 nucleotides. The record is from the annotation of a GenBank genome assembly. NCBI's taxonomy places the organism in Eukaryota, Metazoa, Nematoda, Chromadorea, Rhabditida, Thelaziidae.